GUUUCAUAUCCCGGUACAAUUGGAAACCAUGGAGAAAUCUUCAAUUCUUCGUUUCACCUUCAUCUUUGCUAUUAUCUGUUUCAUUUUUGUUCGUUCAGUUUACCCUUCAAGCAAAUCAGAAUUCCUUGCUUCUUCACCUUGCUUUCCACGGUGCACCUCCAAGAAUCGGAUUCACAAAUUCACUGACCACCGUCACACUACUCCUCUCCACCCACUAGAUCCACUCACCGUUCAAGAGAUCAAUAAGGUCCGAGCCAUUCUGUCAUCCUAUGCACCCUUUGCUUCUUCCUUCGCAACCAUUCACUCUUUAUCCCUUGAUGAACCUGACAAGACACAAGCCUUGGCCUGGAGCAAAGGCGAUCCUCUUCCUCCAAGAAAAGCUUUUGCAAUUGUAUCACUAAAUGCCCAAUCUCAUAUGCUCACAGUAGACUUAAAUUUAGGCCAAGUCAUUCACCACACUAUUCAUUCGGGCUCGGGUUACCCACCACUGACCAUGGAUGACCAGUCAGCUGCACUGCAAGUAACACUAGCUGAUGCUGACUUCCAAAAAUCAAUCACAGAAAGAGGUGUUAAAUUAUCCGAUGUGACUUGCGUCACGCUAGCAGCCGGCUGGUAUGGUCCAGAUGAAGAAAACAGGAGAGUUAUAAAGGUUCAGUGCUUUUCAAGUGAAGGAACACCCAAUUUUUACACGAGACCCAUUGCAGGGUUGACUGUAACAGUAGACCUUGACCAAAAAAAGAUUGUGAAAAUUUCCAACACAGGCAGAGGUAUCCCAAUUGCAAAACGCAGCGAUACAGAUUAUAGAUACACAACCCAAGUGAAGUCACCAGAAAUGAAGCCCCUGAAGCCAAUAUCCAUAGAGCAGCCUGAAGGACCUAGUUUUGUGGUGGAAGAUGGGCACAUGGUGAAAUGGGCCAACUGGGUAUUCCACCUAAAAGCUGACCAAAGAGCAGGGAUGGUGAUUUCACGAGCCAUGGUUCAAGACUCAGAGAGUGGUGAGCUAAGAAGUGUGAUGUACAAAGGGUUCUGUUCAGAAUUAUUUGUGCCUUAUAUGGACCCUGAUGAGCAUUGGUACUUCAAGACAUACUUGGAUGGCGGUGAAUAUGGUUUAGGGGCAACUUCAUUAUCGCUUGUGCCGCUGAAUGAUUGUCCUAGACACUCUUACUAUAUGGAUGGGAUCUUUGUGGCAGCCGAUGGUAAGCCAUUUGUUCAGCCGAAUGUGAUUUGUCUGUUUGAGAGUUAUUCUGGUGACAUAAGUUGGCGGCAUUCUAAUCGCCAAAUAAAUGGCUCUGAGAUAAGGGAAGCCAGACCAAAGGUGACGCUUGUGGCGCGGAUGACAGCAUCAGUCGGAAACUACGACUACAUUUUUGAUUGGGAAUUUCAAACAGACGGUUUGAUUCGUAUCAAGGUGGGACUCUCGGGGAUUCUGCUGCUGAAAGGGACGCCACAUGAAAACAUACAUCAAGGUUUUGACGAUGACAUAUCCGGGGGACCCUUGGUUUCUGAAAAUGUUAUCGGAGUGGUUCAUGAUCACUUCAUUACCUUUCACUUGGACAUGGACAUUGAUGGGGUUAAUAAUUCCUUUGUGGAGGUUAAUCUUGAGAAACAACGCACUUCCAAAGGCCAAUCGCCGAGGAAGAGUUACUUAAAAGCUAAGCGCCACAUAGCUAAAACAGAAAAGGAUGCUCAAAUUAAGCUGAACCUCUACCAUCCAUCAGAAUUUCACGUAAUUAAUCCGUCAAGUCGCUCUAGGCUGGGAAAUCCAGCUGGGUAUAAACUUGUCCCCGGAGCAACAGCCGCCAGUUUGCUCGAUCAUGACGAUCCUCCGCAGAUACGAGGCGCUUUCACUAACAAUCAGAUCUGGACGACACUGUAUAAUCGAAGUGAACAAUGGGCGGGUGGGCUUUUCGCGUACCAGAGCAAAGGAGAUGACACACUUGCAGUGUGGUCCGAAAGGAAUCGCCCCAUUGAGAAUAAAGAUGUCGUAUUAUGGUACACCAUAGGGUUCCAUCACAUACCGUGUCAAGAGGAUUUUCCUGUGAUGCCAACCGUCUCAUCCAGCUUUGAUCUAAAGCCUGUCAAUUUCUUUCAAAGCAAUCCAAUUCUUCGAGCUGCGCCGAACUUCCAGGAGGACCUACCUGUAUGCCACCCCACUACUUCACGGUGAUCGGAUUUUUAUCCGUUUCAGGACAUGUUUGAGAUGCCGUCGAUGUUAUAUUAUUUCGUUGCAUCGUGUUGGUAGUCUCAUAUAAUAAAACAUAGUAUAAAACGUAAUAAAUUAAGCUGUUUAGUGAA
Mangifera indica (mango) is the source of this 2295-nucleotide messenger RNA. Its product is annotated as primary amine oxidase-like. The transcript is spliced from 5 exons. Gene Ontology annotation, molecular function: quinone binding; copper ion binding; primary methylamine oxidase activity. Gene Ontology annotation, biological process: amine metabolic process. The record is from RefSeq and is a predicted model, not a curated record. The coding region runs from base 29 to 2167 and encodes 712 amino acids. Lineage: Eukaryota; Viridiplantae; Streptophyta; Magnoliopsida; Sapindales; Anacardiaceae.